UCGCUUGUACUGUACAGUGUGUUUUUAGCGAUGCUGCGCGCGUAGCGUUCGACGCGAUACUCCUCCGCAAACAGGUCUAUGAAGUGCUCUGCAACUUUGAAAAUGUCUUAAAGCAGGCCAAUAGAUGACUACAGCCAGUUACGAGGUAGAAUUUAGGCGUAAUAGAAUUACUAGAGUUGACUUAGCAGCUUUACUUUCCUCAACACAACCAUUAUGUUGCCUUGGAAGAAGAACAAGUUCGAGCUGAUCGAGGAAGACAAGCAGCAGUCCAAGCAGAAGGGCUAUGCCGUGAGCCUCAACUACUCCGCGCUCACCUCCUUCGCCAAAUCUUGCCCAGAAAGCGCGCUCAACAGAGUCGGGAGUAUGUUCAAAUCCAAGAGGAAAAAGGUGAAGAUCACCAGCGUGGACCCUACGUACACAGUCCUGUACCUGGGCAAUGCCACCACCAUCCAGUCCAAGGGGGAAGGAUGCACAGACGUGGCCGUCAGUAAGAUCUGGGGCAAGAGCGAGAUGGGCAAGAAAGGCACCAAAAUGAAGCUGACCAUCAGCUCGCAGGGCAUCCGCAUGGUCCAUGUCGACGAAAAGGCGAAGAGACCAGGACACCUGUAUUUAUUGCACAGGAUCACCUACUGUGUCGCAGACCCGCGGCUCCCCAAGAUCUUCGCCUGGGUCUACCGGCACGAGAUGAAGCACAAGGCGGUGAUGCUGCGCUGCCACGCCGUGCUGGUGUCCAAGCCGGAGAAGGCGAAGGCCAUGGCGCUGCUCCUCUACCAGACCUCCGCGACAGCGCUGGCCGAGUUUAAACGACUCAAAAGAAGGGACGAUGCCAGGCACCAACAACAGCAGUUGAUUGGCGAGCAAACGAUUCCCCUGGUGCCCCUGAGGAAGCUGCUAAACGGACAGUGUUACUACAAGCCCCCGGUGGAGCGCAGCAGGAGCGCACCCAAACUGGGCUCCAUCACGGAGGACCUGAUCGGUGAGGAGGAGGAGGAGAAAGCCAUGCACUUUGAGUGCGAGGAUAUUCUGGACACAGUCAGUGACUGUGUGGCCAACGGCAAGCAAGAACUGUGCCAGAUUAUCAAUGACUUGGGCUCCAUGAGUAUAGGGAACGACGUGCAGAUGCUAAAAGCCGAUCUGAGGGUGACUCGCCUGCUGUCCGGGGAGAGCACAGGCAGCGACUCUUCCAUAGACAGCAACCAAGAGACCGGCUCUCUUGCCAAUGGCACUGUGGAUGGGAGAAUGCAAGAAGUCGGCUGACCAUUCUUGAAUAUAAUAAAGACACGAUGCUUCGUGAUAAAGAAGAAAAGCGUUUGGGUGCACGAAUGUGCCAUUUCAUCCACUUGACUUGAAAGUGCAACGUUAGGAUUCACGGGGUGUGUUUUAAAACCCAGCGAGCUGCCUACCUAGACAUCAAGUUUCGGCCAAAACUACGGCUCUCUGUAAAAAUUUUGAUUGCAGCCUUAAGUAAAAUCAAAAUGGUGCCAAAGUUACAACCUGCACGUUUUCAGCUAAUUCUUUUUUUAAUGUUUUUUUUUUUUUUGUGGUAACCUCAAUGGAUGAAAAGACGAAUGUAAUGCAAACAUUUGAGUUCAGCUGAUUCAGAGUGCACACAAAAUGCUGUUGGUAGGCAGCUCACUAGGUUUUGAGACACAAGCCAUGGAGAUGUUUGUGGAUUUAACAGACACUUGCACAAUAAUCCCUCAUUAGGGGUCUGGAUGGAAGCACCAGAGUUGCUCUGCGCAAUAAGACGCUUACAGUCUCUACUUAACCUCUCUAUGCUGUAAGAGGUUUUAGGAAUGAUCUUGUUUACCUAAGAAGUUUCCCUCAAAGAAAUGCUUUUUUCUGUUUCUCAUUUUCUUUCUUUCUUUCGAAAGAAGUGGUGUCUAAACUAACUAAAUAAUGAGUUACAAAACUUAUUCCAUUUGCCCCCCCCCCCUCCCCUUUUUUAAUUUUGCACUGUGGUGGAAUUCAGACAAGUGUUGUUAUUAUUUAUGUCCAUAAUAUAUAUGUUCUUGCAGACAUAAAUGUUUUAUCUUUGCUGUGCAAAAGAUACUAUUUUCCUGAUGUACAGAGAUGUAUAUAUUAAAUACAUAAUGUGUAAACAAAAUGCAUUAUUUUUUAAACAAUGUGGUUUGUUUCUGUGAACACCAAUAAAAUUGUAAAAUGUA
Molecule: messenger RNA, 2168 nt
Organism: Carassius auratus (goldfish)
Lineage: Eukaryota; Metazoa; Chordata; Actinopteri; Cypriniformes; Cyprinidae
Product: protein FAM43A-like
Exons: 1
Coding region: 214-1257 (347 amino acids)
Source: RefSeq, a predicted model, not a curated record